AUGGAUGAAGAUUCAUUAUUUAAUGAAGAUGGUUAUGAUUUCCUAGAAUGUUCAAUAUGUCUAAGUACAAUGGAUGAUAUUGUAUCAUUAUUUUCAAUAUCACAUAAAGAAGGAGAUAAGCCGUGUUCACAUAGUUUUUGUAGAGCAUGCUUUCAACCUUACUUUAGGAAUAAGGUGGUGAAGAAAGAGGUGUUGGAUUGUCCGGUGUGUAGAGAGACAUUCGAUGGAUACAUUUGCAACAAGAUUGCCAAGAAAAUAUUUGAAACCUCUAAAAAGUAUUCUUCAACCACCAAGAUGCUGGAACGCGAGAUAGCAUCACUCAAACAGGAACAUCUUAUCUAUAGGGAGGGUGUAGAGCGAAACAACGCCGACAGGGGUGAGUUGGAGGAGAAAAUGAACAAACUCGAUGAGCAAAUCAAUCUUUUGGAAGCAGAGAAACAAAAGAUUAGCGAGGAAUCGCGCGAUAUCAACGACCAAUUCAGAGCGUACAAGGAUCAACAGUAUCGCGAAACCAGACAACAACAGGAGAGUAUCCAAAAGUAUAUGCAGCAGCUCAAGGAGUUAGAAGCGAACAACUCGAGGAUGAGUGAGAGUCUGGCGAAUCAAGUCAGUUGCACCAAGGCAGCCGAAGAGAAGAAUAUGAAGUUGUCGCAGCAAACACGCGAGCUUAGCCACAACAUGCACGGAUUGGAGUCGAGUCUGCAAACUGCCAAGGCAGAGCGCGAUCACGCCAUGCUGGCGACAAAGGAUUUGGAACAGCGCGCCAGACAAAAAGACAGGGAAAUAGAGCAGCUUUCCAGCAGACUGAGAGAAGCGAAUCACCAUGCCGAGGAAGCGCGACAGCAGUAUCACAGCGACAUUGAGAUGUACUCAAAGAGCAGAGACAAGAUCUGUGAGUUGGAAGGUGCAUUGACCUGCGUUAAAGUAGAGCAAUCAAAGAAAGAGGUGGAGGCUGAACAACUUCGCCAAAAGAAUAGACAGCUGGAAAGAGAAUUGGAAGACCUGAAAUCGAGAAUCAACAAUUCAAAGACCGACUCUUACCUCGACAUGAUAAAAGGAAUGUCUACUGUAACAUCAUUCUUUAGUAAACCAGUUUUAAAUGAUUUCAUUAUACCAUAUAAAGAUAUAACUACAUAUGAAAAGAGAGGAAGUAGUAAGAACAGUACAAUUAUUAGAGCAAAAUAUAAACAAGAAACUUGUGUUUUAAAGUUGAUAAACUAUUCAAAACCAAGUGCGCUCGCUUCUUACUAUUCAUCGUACUCGUCACCAGGACAUAGUCAAGAUAAUCUACAGGGUUUCAGAGAGAGUAUGAUCCUCUCAAAGCUGAGACAUCAGAAUAUAGUACGAGUAGACUCUAUCACCAAAGAUGACUUUGGACGUUACUAUUCGGUGAUGGCACCAUUCGUUCCUUUCGAUCUCGAGUAUGUACUUGCUGACCACCGUUCUAAAAAGACGUCGAUUCCAGCGAGUGACAUCAAGUUUAUCGCCUAUCAACUGGCGUCGGCAGUUGCCUAUCUCCACUCACAAGACUUGGUACACCGUGACCUGAAACCAACCAGUCUACUGGUGUUUGAUGACUACCAAAUGAGACUGUGCAGUUUCCAGCUGUGUUGUUCGAUUCUCACAAGUUCCAGCAGUCCAACUGGUCUGACCAUUCCGUCGGGCUACACCAACUACUCUGCACCAGAGAUCAUCAUGAGCAGUGGAAUCACUCAGAAGCGACUAGAUUGGAAAGCAAUCGAUAUUUGGAGUAUGGGUUGUAUCAUUGCUGAAUUGGUAUUUGGUAAAGAAUUAUUCACUCUUUCGAACAACAGCAGCAACAACAACAACAACAACAAUAAUAAUAGCAGUAUAGUCAGUAGUAGUAAUAAUAUUAUAAAGAAUAGUAGUGGAAAUAUAAUAACUAGUUUAAGUGAUAGUAGAAUGCAUCUAUUGAAACAGAUGAUCAACUAUAAAGAAUGUGCACCAGAGGAUCCAAAGUAUUUCGUAUCACAAAACAUUGGACUCUACUUCCAUCCAACACUCUCGAUAUUUAAUGAUAGACUUGUACAAAAUAACAAUAACAAAAGCAACUGUACUCCUGACAUUAUAGAUUUACUGACAAGGAUGCUGAAAUUCGAUCCCAACUCUCGUAUCUCUGCCAACAACGUUUUGAAUCAUCCAUUUUUCUCAAAGGAACCAUUUUACAACCCUGUUACCGAUCACUCUGAUAUCGCAUCUAGUUUAACUGAUAGAAACAUCAAAGAUUUCGUAAAAGAGAAAUGUAGUGGUAUUAUUUAA
Heterostelium album PN500 is the source of this 2280-nucleotide messenger RNA. Its product is annotated as RING zinc finger-containing protein. The coding region runs from base 1 to 2280 and encodes 759 amino acids. Gene Ontology annotation, molecular function: protein serine/threonine kinase activity; metal ion binding; ATP binding. Lineage: Eukaryota; Evosea; Eumycetozoa; Acytosteliales; Acytosteliaceae. The record is from RefSeq and is a predicted model, not a curated record. Gene Ontology annotation, cellular component: cytoplasm; nucleus. Gene Ontology annotation, biological process: protein phosphorylation; mitotic DNA damage checkpoint signaling. The transcript is spliced from 4 exons.